AUGCCUCUGGUUAACGAGGAAAUUAUGAAAUUGGCAAUCAGGAAUAAAGAAAGGCUUGAUCAACAUUCAAAUGCUGGAGCUCAGCCAACCACAACAUUGUCUGACGAUUGGAAACGAUCAAACCAUGAAGGUUCUAAAUUUAUCGAAUUUUAUAUGGCACAUUCCGUCUUUUGUAGUAGAUAUACCCCAAUGCAAGGUGUAUCUCUAGACAUUAGAACAUAUUAUGCUAGUGAUCAGAGCUUGGAAGAUUGUUAUAAUUUGGCGACCGGCGUUCAUGGAAUAAGCGAAAGAAGCAGGAGAAGAAGAAGAGCUGGCGAGAAGCAAAGAACGUCGUCGGCGAGUAAUAAAACAGCGUCGAGAAACUUUAAAUUGGCGUUUCUUCCUCCCAUCUCAAAGAAGCUCGUUUUAUACGUUGGUAAUUUAUAA
Messenger RNA from Acanthoscelides obtectus, 426 nucleotides. The record is from the annotation of a GenBank genome assembly. Lineage: Eukaryota; Metazoa; Arthropoda; Insecta; Coleoptera; Chrysomelidae.